This is a messenger RNA of Penicillium soppii, 1482 nucleotides long. RefSeq lists its product as uncharacterized. Gene Ontology annotation, cellular component: plasma membrane. The coding region runs from base 1 to 1482 and encodes 493 amino acids. Gene Ontology annotation, biological process: tripeptide transport; transmembrane transport; allantoate transport. NCBI's taxonomy places the organism in Eukaryota, Fungi, Ascomycota, Eurotiomycetes, Eurotiales, Aspergillaceae. The record is from RefSeq and is a predicted model, not a curated record. The transcript has 8 exons. Gene Ontology annotation, molecular function: allantoate transmembrane transporter activity; dipeptide transmembrane transporter activity.
AUGGAUGAGAAGAAUAUGAAAGGUGAGGGUGAGUCACUUGGCCGGGAUUUGGACCUUGGUCAAGUGCUUGCUAUCCAAGCGACACCCGAGGAGGAACGGAGAGUGCUAUGGAAGCUUGAUCUUGUAUUGAUCCCCUUGAUGGGAGUUGCAUAUUUUCUCCAAUUCCUCGAUAAACUCGCUUUGAGUCAGGCGACAUUGUUCAACUUGCGACAGGAUUUAAACAUGCAUGGAAACGAAUACUCCUGGGCGUCUGCCAUCUUCUAUUUCGGAUACUUUGCAUGGAGCUGGCCAAGUUCGUAUAUCAUCGUUCGACUUCCGAUUGGAAAAUACAUCUCAUGUUCAGUGUUCCUAUGGGGUGGUAUUCUUAUGUGCCAUGCUGCUUGCUCUAAUUGGAGUGGACUAAUGACAGUCCGUUUCUUCUUGGGUGUUGGUGAAGCGGCCAUUGCACCGGGAUUCACGUUGCUUACGGGCAUGUUCUAUAAACGUGAGGAGCAACCCCUUAGACAAUCUGCCUGGUUCUUUGGAAACUGUAUCGCCGUCCUCAUUGGUGGAUUGAUUGCCUAUGGUAUCGGAACUAUACACACAUCUGUUAUCGAACACUGGAAGCUGCUGUUCCUUAUUCUCGGUGCCAUAACUUCGUUCUACGCCAUUGUCUUGUUUGUCCUCCUACCGGACUCGCCUGCCAAAGCCAUCUUUUUGAAGCAUAACGAGCGGGCUAUCGCUGUGCAACGGACGUUGAAGAACAAGACAGGUGUGAUGGAUACCGGUGUUUUCAAAUGGUCGCAGGCCCUUCAGGCUCUUAAGGACCCACAAAUGUGGCUUUUGGUUCUAAAUUCAUUCACUUCAAACCUGGCCAACGGAGGUCUUACAAGUUUUACAUCGAUCAUCACCGCUGGUUUCGGGUUCACUGAUUUAAAGGCCCUCAUUAUGCAAAUGCCCCAAGGUGGUGCACAGAUUGUAUUCUUGCUCAUCACGUCAAUUGCCACAACAUUCAUCCCAUCAUCCCGUAUCCUGGGAAUGAUCCUCAACACCAUAGUUUCGAUUGUGGGUCUGAUUCUCAUUUGGAAGCUUGACCCUAACGAUCAGGUCGGGCGAAUGGUUGGAUUGACGCUGGCCGUUGUCUAUGCGAUCAAUCUUCCUAUCUCUCUGAGUAUUGUGACAUCGAAUGUGGCCGGAUUCUCCAAAAAGAGUGUCGUAAGUUCGCUGUUGUUUAUUGCGUACUGCAUUGGUAAUAUUGUUGGGCCUCAAUUCUUCUUGGCAUCAGAGGAGCCAUCGUAUCCGACUGGCAUCAAAGCCUCAAUGUCAGGCUUGGUACUGAGUCUCUUUUUCCUUAUCAGCUUAUAUUCAUAUUACACCUGGGAGAACCACCGACGGGACAGGCUGUAUGGUUUGCCGGAGGAAAUGACUGUAGGCGCAGAGCUGCAGGAUGAGUUGUCAAACAAGACAGAUCGGGAGAUUGAAAGCUUCCGUUAUCUUCUCUAG